AUGCAGCUAUUUCCCAGUUUACCUGCAAGCCAACACUAUAAAUCACAUCUUUGGAAGAAAGUAACCCGUAUUGCGACGUAGUUGUACUUUUUUUUGCAAAGGUUUUAGUUUUAGUUCAGAAAUAAACUUUUGUACCGAACAAUGACUGCCUCUAAUCUCACCAAUGGAUCAGAGAAGAAUUUCAACUCCAAAGAGGAAAGAAAGCUUCGAAAACCACUGAUAGAGAAGAGACGUAGAGAACGUAUCAAUUCAAGUCUAGAGCAACUGAAGGGUAUUAUGGUGGAUGCCUACAAUUUGGAUCAAUCCAAGCUAGAAAAGGCAGAUGUUCUAGAGAUAACUGUGCAGCACAUGGAGGGUCUUCAGAAGACUCACGGGCCAGCAGGUUGCCAGGGACCCAGCAUGGCGUUUGAAUCCCGCCACCGUUACAGUAGUGGCUAUAUCCAGUGCAUGCACGAGGUGCAUAAUUUGCUCCUUAACUGUGCAGGCAUGGACAAAUCCCUGGGAGCCCGACUUCUAAACCACCUUCUAAAGGCUCUGCCCCAGAUGACUGGAGAGAACAGUGCCAGUGGAAAUACUGGCAACAACACUGCCUCCAAGAGCCCUCUCCCCACCUCCCCUUCCCAGUCACCGCUCCCCCUUGUCUCCUUUGCGCCCCGCUCUCUUCACCUCCACACUCCUCCUGCCACCCCUCCCUCACCCAGCAGCCCUCACUGCUCUCCUGGACUCCUCCUGCAGAGAGAGGGUGGUGGCAGCAGGUACCAGGAGCAGCCCUCCCCACCUAGGUCAUGCUCCCCCCAACCUCCAGCGCAUGCAGAGGCCCUUCCCCCCUUCUUCCCAGGGGGCAACCCCUCCAUGUGGAGGCCGUGGUGAUUGAGUGUAGCCCUCCCCCAUGUUUUCCUUGCCCCCUGCCUCCACUGUUCCCUAAUAGUGUCCAUUACAUCCUCCUCUCCUGGGAUGUUUGAGUGCCGGGAUUUUCACUCUGGGAGCACAGAGGUCAUGGAAUAAUAGCAGGUCUCAGAACCCCUGAGGGUUUUGUUGCAUCAUUUGAAGCACCGUUCUGUAUGGCUGAUUUAUAAUGGUGUGUGCUUAAUUGGAGUUUGGAAAACAAAGACUGUUACCAAGGUUACUUCCUCAGAAUGGGGCAUGGGUGGGAAAAAAAAACAGCUACUUCUCACUUAAUGGUAUUGAACUGUUACUUUGGUAUGACUGGAGUUUCUUUUUGCAUUGAAACUCUGUGUUUGUAUGGUUCUUUUUAUGUUUUCCCCUUUCUGUUUUUUCAAGGAUUGUUGUGGGUUUAUGUGGCAAAGGAUUUCUGUUACAGUAUAAUGGAUGUGUAAAUAUCUCAUGGUAAAUAUCUCAUUGACAGUGGCUCAAAGUGGAAGAAGUUGUAGUAAAUACUUAAUUCUUGUAUAUUACAAGAAGAGCAUGAAACUGGUUCCUCAUAUUGAAGCAAAUGAAACCAUUUUCCUUCUUUAAAUGUUUGAUAUCUGUGUGUAUAAUUGUUUUAUAUUGAUAGUGAGCAGCUAACAAUGGUGGUGAUGAAAGAAAGUAAGUUUUUGUUUCUAAGAAUGACAAGAUCCUUUGUGGAUGAAAAUUUAUUUGCAAAAUGAUCAUUUUUAGCUCCUCUGCUCAUUCUCCAGCUUUAUGUACAAGUAAAGUUGUAAAUGUGUAUAUUCUUUCUUUGUCACGCCUUUCAUUAUGUUAAAGCAGUUACAAGUAGCCACAGAGGGCCCUAUCCUGACUCCCGUACCAGAGCUGUGACUAGUAAAUAGGUGCUUCCACCUACUGGUCGAUUGCAGAAUUUCUAAGACCGUAGUUUAAAAACUGCUGAAUAUCAAAUUACUUAUUCUGUAUAUAUUAAAACAAAAAGUGGCCAGUGAUAGCCCUUGGAUAAAUAUUGUUGCUGGGAUGAAAAUGCACAUGUUGGAAUCUGGAAUCAUCAGUUCAAAUAUAUUUCUCUUCCACUGACAGAAACAUCAUUACAGUUCUAGGAUAUGAUAAGAAUAAGUCUGCCAAAUGUUCAUCAUUUUAAUCUGAUGAAACUAAAAAAUCUGUACCAUACUUGGACAGUUCACACUACAGUGAAUUUCAAUAUAAAAUUAGAAUAAAUGGCAUGUUUUUUGUAUUUGUUUACAUUUACGUAUAUUUCUCGCAUAAUCAUUACUAACAGAAGAAAGACCAAGCUUAACCUUAUGCUAAUAAAACAAAUGCUUAUAAUUAAAUCAUUCAAUAGAUUGCUUAUGUCAUGUAUUGAAAUGCAUUGCUAUUAAGGUUGGCUAUAGACAUAUAACAGGCCAAGAUUUCUGAGCUAUAGGCCAUUGUCAGAAUAAAGACACAAAGCACAGAACUAUUUAACAUUUGAGUUGUUUAAAUGUGCAUGUGAAGUAUUGUUUGCCAUUUGUCAGCGUCCUGAGCAGUAUCUUUUUUUCCCCCCUUCUUCUAGUCGCCUCGGUUUUUGCUUUUACCUUGUUUCAGAAUCUCGUUUUUGUACUUCUGCUCUCUACCAACCUGGUCUUGCAGAUUCAUCCUAUAUCUCGGAAUAAUUGUGUAUUACUUCUGGUAUACUUUUGGGUGACAAAGGUUGGGUUCUGUGUGUUGUAGUACCACAAUAAAUGUUUGUGUCUGA
Molecule: messenger RNA, 2626 nt
Organism: Electrophorus electricus (electric eel)
Lineage: Eukaryota; Metazoa; Chordata; Actinopteri; Gymnotiformes; Gymnotidae
Gene: her8a
Product: hairy-related 8a
Biological process (GO): regulation of DNA-templated transcription
Molecular function (GO): DNA binding; protein dimerization activity
Source: RefSeq, a predicted model, not a curated record